AUGGAGCGUUUGCAUUACUGUUUACAAGCAGCAAAUGGAAUAAAAUAUUUGCACGACUUAAACAUUGUGUAUCAUGAUUUUAAGCCUUUAAAUAUUUUAGUUCAGGGCACUUUAAGUAAUAUAGUGAUCAAACUUUCUGAUAUUUGUGACCUCGCUAUAAUGAAGGAAACAAUGGCAACAAAAACUAAGGUAAAAGCUGGGUUUGCUGGUUUAACUAUAGCUUAUCUUUCUCCUGAAAUUUGCAAUCGAACUGUAAAUAUUGUCACUAAAGAGUCACAUGUUUAUGCAAUGUCAUUAUCUUUUUUUGAAAUUAUGUCAGGAUUAGGCUUACCGUGGUAA
Hydra vulgaris (swiftwater hydra) is the source of this 339-nucleotide messenger RNA. RefSeq names its product rhodopsin kinase grk7a-like. The record is from RefSeq and is a predicted model, not a curated record. Gene Ontology annotation, cellular component: cytoplasm. NCBI's taxonomy places the organism in Eukaryota, Metazoa, Cnidaria, Hydrozoa, Anthoathecata, Hydridae. Gene Ontology annotation, biological process: signal transduction; protein phosphorylation. Gene Ontology annotation, molecular function: ATP binding; protein kinase activity.